AUGAAAUACAAAAAGAAAUAAAAAUGAGUUGAUGCUACAGAUCAUUUUUUUAUUACAGAGCGUGGAGUGACGUUUAUAUCCGUGCUCUUAUUUUGAAGUACUAACAAAACUCGGCAACUAUCAAACUGAAUCUGUUCAAAAGAAUCACUUCCCAAAGCGCUGAAGUUACAGGAGGAUGUGUAACGGCAGAUUUAGACCAGUUGGGGGCGAUAUACUGUGAUGUAGCAUAUGGUGGAUGAAUUUAGCGUUAGCUUCUGCUAAUUGCCAUGUUGGUGUACAGCUUUAGCACUAGCGCCAGCUAGUGUUGUGCUUUAGCUAAACUCAUGAUUACUGCUGUAGGGUUAAUGCGGCUAACUGCACAGCUAACGUUUUAGUGAUUUCCAUUACUAGUAAAAAGGAAUCUUCUCCAACAUUCAUGGUAAAAAGUCUUGAAACUUAAACUGAUAUUUGAAUAACUCGAAACGAUCAAAAUGCUGGUCUGCUCCGACUCUCUGGGAGUCGUUUGAACGACGUCUCUGCUCUGGUCUAAAAUCUGAUCCUCAGUGACUGAAUGUUUCUGGUUCAGGAAGAUCAGCCAGUUUUGUUGUUCCAAUGCUGAAGUCAGUGGGCGGUUUGGCGCGACGAAGCAGGCGUGCAAACAUGGAGCCAGUUUGAUAAACAGGAGUCUGAAGUCCGUCAGGAACCAGAGGAACAUUUCUUCUGUCCGAUCUGCUGCUACAAAGGUUCAUGUCGGAAAUACAAGAACUGUCAGAACAUCGAAUUCAUUCUGUCUGGUUUUAAAUUGGUUCUCAGGGAAUUAAAAAUGAGCAGAUAAAGGUUAACGAUGGUGCUGAAGUGGGAAGAAAACGGCCUUGACUCUGUUAGAACCAGCAGAACCUCUGUAGAGCCGAAACCAGAGGUCAGCGUGGGAGCUGCUGGUGGUGAAACUGGGAUCCCUGAGAGUCGAUACUGGCGUGUGUGUUCAGCCUUUCCCAGAGUUCAUCGACCUCCAGCAGACCUCGAUCAGGCCGGGUUCCACAGAGACGCUUCAGAUCCGGCGCCGCCAAGCAACAGAAACCCUUCAUCAGCCCUGAAGUCUGAGCAGAAGGUAAGAAACAACCCGGCACCGGUUUGCUCGGCUCAACAGAACCUCUGUAGGGCUGCAGUAAAGACGGACGUGUUGCAUUCAUGACCCAUUUUCAGAUCGAGUGAAGACCAAAAGCUCAGGCAGUUUCAGGACAAACCUCCGCUGUCCAGUUUCCCACCAUCAGAUUUAAAAAGUCAUCUUUAUCUGCUGUUCCCGUCCUUUUAGAGUGUUUUGUGUUUCUAUGCACUGUCGGGUUAUUUAUUGUACUUGCUGUAUUUACUGUUGAGCAUAAUGCUGGGGGCGUUAAACAUGCGUUGACCUAGAAAGACCAGGAUCAUCAGGUCUGAUCUUGUUCCCACCACCAUGGAGAGAGUUAAUCUCCUGAAACUGAGAGUAAAUAAAUGUCCUGAAGUCCUUUAUCGAGUCUGAGGACUCCAAACAUUCACGCUACGACGUAGCGGCUCUGACCAAACCGGGUAAAGAGCCUUUUCCCAAGGACACAACGGCAAAGACGGGCAGAGCGGGGUUUCAACAGACAACCCACCAGUUAAAGCAUCGCUGAUCUGAUGGAGCGUUCCACAUGAGCUGCCUCAAAGUUUUACUGACUUUCACUGGGCUGUGACUGGGUUGCCGGUUCAAACCGCUGGUCAGUCGUCGUGUCCUUGGGCAAAACACUCCACCUGCUGGAACCGCUGGCGCCGGUGUGUGGCAGCCUCCACCAUCAGGGUGUGAAUGGAUGAAUGUCGGGUAAAAGUGUUUGGAGUCCUUUGGGCUUGAUGAAGCAGGUACAAACCUCAAAGGCGAUGGCACCCUAACUUUAACAGCUUUUAAGUUCAAGGCAUAGAGGACCAAGAACGCCACCCUGAGGAACCCCAGAAACCAACAUCUGCAGAGGAAGACCACAGCUGCUGAGUCCCUGCGGUCCCUUCUUUGUCCGGGUGUGUCUCUGCGUGGACAUCGGUCAGCAUGGGGGUGUGUCUCCAGGUUCUGGGCCUGGUUCUGGGCAUCGUGUCCUGGUGUCUACAGUCCAGCUCUACGACCUCUCACACUUGGAAGGUGCGUAGCCAGGCAGAGACGGUCACCACCAGCUCGUGGCAGUUCGAAGGCCUGUGGAUGAGCUGCGCCGCCACGGCGCUCGGGUCCGUCCAGUGCAGCAAGUUCAAGACGGUCCUGGGCCUCGACUCUCACCUGCAGGCCUGCAGAGCUCUGAUGAUCCUGUCCCUGAUCCUCGGUCUCGCCUCCAUCAUCGUCUCCAUUCUCGGACUCAAAUGCACGAAGAUCGGCCGGAUGGCGGAGCAGGUCAAGGAGCAGGUCGCCCUGAGCGGAGGCGUCUUGUUCAUCCUCUCUGGCGUCUUCACCCUGACGGCGGUCUCCUGGUACGCCGCCAGAAUCAUCAACGAGUUCUAUGACCCGUUCCACGCCGGACUGAAGUUUGAGAUGGGUACUGGUCUGUACCUGGGCUGGGCGUCCUCUGGUCUGGCCAUACUGGGAGGAUCUCUGCUGUGCUGCAGCUGCAGGCGGAGCGCCUACACACCCACUCCGAGGCAGUUCUCCUACCACUCCAACUCCAGUGGCGGUCAGAGCAUCUACAAAGCGGCUCCGGCCUCAGAGAGCGCCAGCACCAAAGCGUACGUCUGAUCCUGGCGGAUGAACUGCAGCCUGAACCCAGUUAUAACCCUGCCUGAACCUCAUCUGAACUCUGCCUGAACCUCACCUGAACCUCAUCUGAACCCCAUCUGAACCUCAUC
Messenger RNA from Poecilia reticulata (guppy), 2814 nucleotides. RefSeq names its product claudin-1-like. The record is from RefSeq and is a predicted model, not a curated record. NCBI's taxonomy places the organism in Eukaryota, Metazoa, Chordata, Actinopteri, Cyprinodontiformes, Poeciliidae. Gene Ontology annotation, molecular function: structural molecule activity. Gene Ontology annotation, cellular component: bicellular tight junction; membrane.